AUGUCGGUCGGGCCCCAGGGACGGAAGCGACGCCGGAAGGGCGGUGCUGAGAGACGGGAACAGAAGUUCACGGCAACCAAAGACUGCAAACGAAGUCCGACCAUUUGCGAGGCCCCAGCUCUACCCUCAGGCGCAACGUCCUUCUCCCGGCGGCUCCGGCGGUCCCUCAGCUCCGCCCGUCCUUCGGCUCCGCCCGUUCCGCCGCGACUCCGGUCCCGCUACCUGUCUCGGCUCCUGCCUCUUCGCUUGGUUACGGCGACGCUUCUCUCUCUGAGGACUGACCGACGUGGCGGCGGCCACCACAGCCUUCUCCUUCGCCUCCUCCUCCGCGCUGCUGCGCCGGGGCUGGGCGUCGCUGAGGCGGUGGCGAUCCCUCACUCGCAGCGCCAGCAGUUCCCCUCGCAGCGGCGACAGAUACGCGGCGGUGAUCGGGGAGUUUUCCUCCGCGCUCCUUCCUUUUCUUCCUCCUCCUCCUCCUCCUGCUCCUCGGUCCCCUCACGCUGUGGCGGGCAGCGCGCGCCGCGCUCGGUGGGCGAAAAGGGCGCGAAACGCCUGAGGGGGCAGCGGGCUCGGCUCCCCUCGGGGUCGCCCCAGCAGAUUUCAAGCGCCUGUACUAAAAGCGUUGUCUUUGCUCUGUGUUUUCAGACGUGAAAAGUUGAGGCAGCUAAACAGUUACUGAAAUAAGCCUCUGACCCCCUGGAUAUUCUGUAUAGUGAGAAUUGAUUCUGCCAGGUUUGCCACAAACAGCUGUAUUUCUGGACCGGCGCCUGCUUCUGUUUUCUGCCUCUGUUGCCAAAUACUUUGAAAGUGUUGGAAUAAAAAAAACUCUCUCCUACCGUCUUGGUAGUGUUAGAAGGAAAGGCAUUACUUUAUUUCUGGCCCAAGGUGUGUGUGAAAGACUGAAAGAAUCCCAGUCCCCACACAGGCACCAGUAAUAGUAUUUUUCACCUGCUUUUACCUUUUAGAAAGCAAAGAGAUAAUUGAUCAUUGGUUCUAAAUUACAUAAUUCUCUUUUCUGAGUUCCUAUUCUACCUUCUUUUGGCUAUUAAUUUCUCCUUUUCUAUAUUAGUUCAUAGCUGUAGUCUUUUUAGUGUCUUUUGCCCUCUGGUGGGGUUUUAUGAGCACAAAUA
This is a messenger RNA of Corapipo altera (White-ruffed manakin), 1130 nucleotides long. RefSeq lists its product as uncharacterized. The record is from RefSeq and is a predicted model, not a curated record. The coding region runs from base 1 to 651 and encodes 216 amino acids. NCBI's taxonomy places the organism in Eukaryota, Metazoa, Chordata, Aves, Passeriformes, Pipridae. The transcript has 3 exons.